Molecule: messenger RNA, 1107 nt
Organism: Penaeus chinensis
Lineage: Eukaryota; Metazoa; Arthropoda; Malacostraca; Decapoda; Penaeidae
Product: craniofacial development protein 2-like
Exons: 1
Coding region: 1-1107 (368 amino acids)
Biological process (GO): chromatin remodeling
Cellular component (GO): nucleus
Molecular function (GO): catalytic activity
Source: RefSeq, a predicted model, not a curated record
AUGAUGCAGACAAACAUGAUACCAGAUAAUGCUAGGACGUCCUCCAGAAACGACGCGCAGUCGGAUCGCCGUGAGGCUGCGAGAAAUGGACUACGGCUACCGUAUCAAGAGCGAAUACGACUAAAGAAGCUAGCUCAGAGGGCACAAAAGAGAAGCAAGCGAAGAAGAGACAUAUCAGUCGCAACACUGAAUGUGGGGUCUAUGACGGGUAGAUCUAGAGAAGUAGUUGACCUAAUAGAAAGAAAGAGAAUCAACGUCCUAUGUGUGCAGGAAACCAAGUGGAAGGGAAAGGAAGCUAAAGAGAUAGGGCAGGGCUACUUGCUGUUCUAUAAUGGUGAUGGUAAUAGAAGGAAUGGAAUAGGUAUUCUGCUUGACUCAAGAAUGAAGGAGGGAGUGUUUGAGGUGAGCAGAGUGUCAGACCAGCUGAUAGCAGUGAAAGUGAGCAAAGAAGGGCUGAUAGUCAACAUCGUUAGUGCUUACGCACCCCAGCCUGGCUGUGAAGAGGAAGAAAAGGUGGAGUUUUGGAGACAACUAGGUGACCCCCUCAGUUCAGUAGAGGAAAGAGAGGAGCUGUGGUUGGGUGGGGACCUAAAUGGACAUGUAGGAAGUGCGGAAGAAGUCAAUGGAAUACACGGAUAUGGAGAAAGAAAUGAUCAAGGUGACCAGAUCCUUAGCAUAGCAGGAAUGUUUGGACUGGUGGUAGCUGACACUUACUUCUCUAAACCGGAAGCAAAGAAAGUUACCUUCUCCAGUGGAGGUAGAAAGUCACAAAUUGAUUACAUCAUGACUAGGCGGAGGAGUCUGAAAACCCUCAGAGACUGUAAAGGUUUCCCAGGAGAGGAGGUCGCAAACCAGCACAGACCUGUGGUAUGUAAAAUAAUCAUCCAAGCAGAUGGAACACCCAAGUACAACGGGAUGAAGAAAAUUAAGUGGUGGAGAUUGAAGAAAUUGCUAUACAAAGAGGAGUUUGUUACGAAGAUAAAAGAAAGAAUAAGUGGCAAGGAGACUACCUGGGAGAUACUGAGUGAGAAUAUGAGAAGUGUGGCUACAUUAGUGCUCGGAGAAACAUCAGGAAAGGCACCAAAGGCGGGUAAAGACACAUGGUAG